Molecule: messenger RNA, 831 nt
Organism: Dichotomopilus funicola
Lineage: Eukaryota; Fungi; Ascomycota; Sordariomycetes; Sordariales; Chaetomiaceae
Product: complex I intermediate-associated protein 30-domain-containing protein
Exons: 2
Coding region: 1-831 (276 amino acids)
Biological process (GO): mitochondrial electron transport, NADH to ubiquinone; NADH dehydrogenase complex assembly
Cellular component (GO): mitochondrion
Source: RefSeq, a predicted model, not a curated record
AUGCAGGCGACGAAGCCCCUCUUCUAUAAGGGCUUCAUCGCCCGAAGCCUCGACGAGUUCAAGAGGCUUUCUCAUAUUGCCUUCACCCUCGAAGGGAUCAAGGGCGCCAAAGGCCACUACGAACUCCACAACUUCCAGAGCCCAACAGCGAUACAGGACUGCAAAAUCAUGUCCGAUGUUGGAAUUGGCGGCUUCUCAAACGCGAACCUUGACUGGGUGACCUCGCCCCCACCUUCGUCCCCCGAAAAACCCCCUUCCCCGAACUCACCCGGCUACGCCCGCUUCCACGGGACCAUCUCGACGAAACUACCCAAAGACCGACCAGAGGUCAAGCGGACGGGGUACGCGGCAUUCAGAACACGCGACCGGCCGCCCACGAUAUUCGGGCGCAGUCUCUUCAAUAUCGACCCUUACGUCUACCUCGCCCUGCGCGUCAAGUCCGACGGCCGCAGCUACUUCAUCAACGUCCAGACCGAAUCAGUCAUACCCACAGAUCUACACCAACACCGGUUAUUCGUGAAGAAGCCCGGGGAAUGGGAGACGGUGUUUGUAAAAUGGAACGAUUUUGUACGGACUAACCACGGUUUCGUGGUCGAGCCGCAGACCGAAAUCAUGCGGCAAAAGGUCCGGUCGAUCGGUAUCGGCCUGACAGACAGGAUACCGGGGCCGUUUGAGCUAUGUAUUGAGAGGAUGUGGGCAACGAAUGAUGAACGUGAUGCGGAUAACAUUGUGGACUUGAUGAGCUCGAAGGCGGCGGGUCUCGAUGCCCCGCCGAAGGAAGGCAUGCUGAAGACAAAACAAGGGCAAAAUGUCGGUUGGGAGGAUAAGUGA